AUGGUGAGCGAGCGGGUGAACUUGCGGCAAGACUAUCAGCGGUGGUCCGAGUCAAAGCCGGACUUGCUGUCGGCCGAGGCGGCGGACUUGCCACCGCUUCCGUCAGCGGACGAGCCGGAGGGGAAGUUUUCGUUUUGCGAGUAUAGCUUUUUGCUGUCGGCGGUUGCCAAGUUUAAGAUACUGGAGUUGGAAUCGUUGCUGACGAUGAACAAAGAGUCGAUGCGAUCGGUGCUGUCAUUUGGGUCAUUGCCGAUGCAGAUCACGCCGUUAGGUCAGAUUGCUAACAUGCGGCUACCUCCAGAACAGAUUGCACAGCUGCGAUACCUGGUACUGGAAGUGCGUCGGGAUAAUAUAGUAUCGGACGCGUUUAUCAAGGUUGCGGAAUACGCACAGCACAGCCCGCGGGAGCUUCACAAGCCUCUGAAAGUGAUCUUUGAUGGGGAGGACGGGGUGGACGAAGGCGGGGUGCGCAAGGAGUUUUACCAGGUGCUGCUGGAGCAUGUGCUAUCGGCCGACUAUGGGAUGUUUCGGUAUGACGAGGAAACGCGGUACCACUGGUUGCAACGGGACUCGCUGGAGUCGGAAACGUCAUGGACGCUAAUCGGGAUCAUGUUUGGGAUGGCAGCGUUCAACUCGAUUUUGCUGGAUGUGCAGUUCCCGCCGGUGUUUUAUCGGAAGCUGCAGAUUGGGUUGCGCAACAAGGUGGCGCGGGUGCGUGCGGAGCAAAACGGGAGUACGAACUGGGAGGAGGGGUUAUUGGAGGAAUACGAGGCCAACUUGGAGGACGUGCUGGAAACGUUUCCCAGCAUCGGGAAGAGUGUUGGUCAUUUGCUGGCGUACGAAGGGGAUGACGUGGAAGAGGUAUUUGGACUGGAGUUUGAAGUGCCGUAUGAGGGGCUGUUUGGCAAGGUGGAAACACACGAGCUGAUGGCAAACGGUGGGAAAACGGCGGUGACGAAGGGGAAUCGGAAGGAGUUUGCGCGGCUGUACAUAGACUUUGUUAUCAACAAAUCUGUGGAAAAGGCGUUUGAGCACUUUUCCAUGGGGUUUUCGCUGAUGCUGGCGGGGCCGUUUGUGCACCGUCUGAGCGCGGACGAGCUAGAGACGCUGCUCGUCGGGGAGCGGGAGCUGGACUUUGAGGCUCUGCGUGGCGUGGCCAAGUACGAGGGGUACCAGCGCGACGAGGCGGUGAUGCAGCACCUGUGGCAGGUGCUGGGCGAGUACGACGUGGAGCUCAAGCGGCUGUUCCUGGGGUUUGUGACGGGGACGGACCGGGCGCCGAUCGGCGGGCUCGGCAAGCUGGUGCUGAUCAUCCAGCGGGCCGGCGGCGACAGCAACCGGCUCCCCACCAGCCACACGUGCUUCAACGUGCUCCUCCUGCCGCACUACGCCACGCGCGCCAAGCUGCGCGACCGCCUGUCCACCGCCAUCCGCAACUCCAAGGGCUUCGGCCUGCGGUAGCGGGGCGGCGGGGCGGCAGCGCGGCUGGCGGGGCGAGAGAGUUGCUCCCACGGCUCGGCUACGUGCCGCGCCCCGGCGCAGCUUCGCGCGGGCGCAGUGAAAGCGGCCUAAGAGCACACGCUCUUAGAGCAAACGCACGCACGAUAGACAAGAUCACGAUAAAGACGCACGUGUACA
Molecule: messenger RNA, 1638 nt
Organism: Chondrus crispus (carragheen)
Lineage: Eukaryota; Rhodophyta; Florideophyceae; Gigartinales; Gigartinaceae
Exons: 2
Coding region: 1-1461 (486 amino acids)
Biological process (GO): protein polyubiquitination
Molecular function (GO): ubiquitin protein ligase activity
Source: RefSeq, a predicted model, not a curated record